Messenger RNA from Uranotaenia lowii, 697 nucleotides. Its product is annotated as general odorant-binding protein 83a-like. Gene Ontology annotation, molecular function: odorant binding. NCBI's taxonomy places the organism in Eukaryota, Metazoa, Arthropoda, Insecta, Diptera, Culicidae. Gene Ontology annotation, biological process: sensory perception of smell. The record is from RefSeq and is a predicted model, not a curated record. Bases 52 to 492 code for a protein of 146 amino acids. The transcript has 2 exons.
UCAACGGGAACAAGUUUUCGUCAAAUUUCAACGAGCGUUUUGCUGCCAACGAUGGUGGCCUUUUUUGGAAUCGGACUCGCACUAUUGGCGCUAUCGAUGCAGACCUUGGCCGGGCCACCCCCUCGGCGGGACCACGAGUAUCCCCCACCAAGUGCAGUUGCUCCCUUGAAGGAGGUUCGCCCACACUGCAUUCAGGAGACCGGUGUCAGUGAGGCAGCCAUUGCGCGAUUCAGCGAUGAGGAUGUGUUCGAGGAUGAUGAAAAACUGAAGUGCUACAUGCAGUGCAUGUUCAUCAAGGGAAAGUUCACAGACGCCAACGACGAGGUGGAUUUGAUGAAAAUAUUGGACAGUAUUCCGCCGAAUUUCGAAGCGAUCUAUCUAGGCAUGGGAUCGAAGUGUACCAAACCCAAAGGGAAAACGCAAUGCGAUCGAGCUUUCUGGUAUCACAAGUGUUGGAAAAUGGCUGAUCCUGUUCACUACUACCUGGUGUAACUAUUGCAUUUCCAAUGCAACGGAAAGAAAUUUAUUAGCAAGUUAGAUGAAACAGAUAGUCGGUAAAGGUGCAAUAAGAACGUGGUUCAUUUAUGUAUAUAGGUAUAUUUUUUAGUAUUAAAAAAAUGAUACGUUAUAGGAAUGAUUCUAGAUAAAAACUCCUAUUAAAAUGCUUAAUUAAAAAAAAAAUCUUUCGACAAACAUA